Messenger RNA from Entamoeba histolytica HM-1:IMSS, 561 nucleotides. RefSeq lists its product as uncharacterized. NCBI's taxonomy places the organism in Eukaryota, Evosea, Mastigamoebida, Endamoebidae. The transcript has a single exon. The record is from RefSeq and is a predicted model, not a curated record. The coding region runs from base 1 to 561 and encodes 186 amino acids.
AUGGGUGAAGUUGUCAAUAUCACAUGUCCUAAUCCAUUCCAAUUACCCCCUAUGACUCCUGAUUCUUUCAGAAAAGCAUUUGAAAAUAUUCAUAAAAGAGAACGAAGUGGAAGUGGUUCUCGUAUUACAAGAAGACGUUCUUCAUUAUUACGAAAUCAAGAAAAUCCUUAUCGUGCACAACUAAAACAACCUCACACCCCUCGUUCAAAUGGCAUUAGUCCAAUGAAAAUUGUUCAAGAAAUACAUGAAGGAGAUGAUUUCUUUGAAAAUGGUUUAACUACUGUAAGAAGGAGAUUUGAUUCUUGUAACGCUAGAAUGAAUAGAACACCACUUCAAGAGUUUAGACUCCAACGUAAUGAAAGAUUCAAACCUAAUGACGUUGGUUCUGUUAAAUUAGAAGACCGAUAUAAUAAUAAUAUUUUUAAAGAAACAGCUAUUGUACACGAACCUUCAAAUGUUAAUAUUCCUAUUGUCCCUGUUCCUAUUAGAAGAAGUGAUACUGGUCAAGACCCUUUCGAGUUUGCUCCUUUAUUCAUUUUCGGAGAGCAGUCUCAUCAAUAA